Messenger RNA from Diaporthe amygdali, 1275 nucleotides. RefSeq lists its product as uncharacterized. Gene Ontology annotation, molecular function: hydrolase activity, hydrolyzing O-glycosyl compounds. Gene Ontology annotation, biological process: carbohydrate metabolic process. The record is from RefSeq and is a predicted model, not a curated record. Bases 1 to 1275 code for a protein of 424 amino acids. The transcript has a single exon. Lineage: Eukaryota; Fungi; Ascomycota; Sordariomycetes; Diaporthales; Diaporthaceae.
AUGCACUUCACUUCUCACGCAGCUUUGGCGCUGGUCGCCGCCAAUGGUGCCCACGCCCAGCUCAACCAGCUCGCCGUGGCAGCCGGACUCAAGUAUUUCGGUUCUGCUACCGACAACCCCGAGCUCGACGAUACCGCUUAUGUCGCUAUCCUCAGCGACGCCAACGAGUUCGGCCAAAUUACACCCGGAAACUCUCAGAAGUGGGACACGAUCGAGCCGUCAAAUGGGACAUUCUCUUUCACCAAGGGUGACGUGAUCGCCGACCUUGCCAAGAAGAACUCUCAGGUUCUCCGAUGCCACAACCUCGUCUGGUACAACCAGCUACCAUCCUGGGUAUCCUCUGGCUCGUGGACCAACGAGACCCUCACUCAGGUUCUGGAGGCCCACAUCGCCGGCGAGGUCGAGCACUACAAGGGCCAGUGCUACGCCUGGGACGUGGUCAACGAGGCCAUCAGCGAUAAUGGCGACGGCUCCUUCCGUGACAAUGUCUUCUACAAGACCAUUGGCGAGUACUACCUGCCCAUCGCCUUCGCCGCGGCCGCGGCCGCCGACCCGGAUGCCAAGCUGUACUACAACGACUACUCCAUUGAGUUCUCCGGAGCCAAGACCACUGCGGCCCUCGGCAUCGUGGACCUGAUCCAGGGCGCCGGCGUCAAGAUCGACGGCGUCGGGCUGCAGGGCCACUUCAUCGUUGGCAGCACACCAUCCGCCAAAGAUCUUGCCGGCGUUUUGGAGCAGUUCACUGCUAAAGGCGUUGAGGUCGCCUACACGGAGCUGGACGUGCGCCACUCGUCUGUGCCAGCCGACGACGCUGCGGUUCAGCAGCAGGCAACUGAUUACGCGAACGUUGUUAAUGCCUGCCUCCAGGUCGAGGGCUGUGUCGGAGUGACCGUCUGGGACUUCUACGACAAGUACUCGUGGGUCCCGUCCACCUUCUCCGGCGCCGGCGAGGCCUGCCUGUACGACGAGAACCUCUCCAAGAAGCCCGCAUGGACCGCCGUCUCGUCCGCCCUGGCCGCCGCUGGCACCGGGGGCGUAGCUUCUUCCUCCGCCGUGAGCUCGGUCGCCGCUGUCGCUACCAGCAAGUCGGCCUCCGUCGUGGCGUCCGGCUCUGCGGCCCAGGCUGUUGCCAGCUCCUCUGCGCCUUCGACUGCCCCUGCUGCUGCCGUCACUCAGGUCUCUCCUACUUCUUCUGUUGAGGCUGCUGCUCCCACUUCCACAGGCAAGGUCUGUACCAAGAGGACAAAGACUGUGUAUGUCACUGCAUCUGUGUAA